AUGUUGUCGGCAAAAGCAUUCGGUGGUGGUCCGUCGUCGGCACGGACCCAGAGCAGCGCCUGUGUUCUAUGGCUGAUCAUCUGCAAGACGGCCAAGUUCCAGCUGGCCAACACCCUGACCAGCGUGAUCAUCAUAGCUGGUCCCAUCCUUGUAUUCUUCAUCUACUCGGCCACGGCUGUCCUCCAAACGUCGCCCGAGGAUCCGCCCAGAGAUCCGACGGUCAAUUUAACAGCCGAUGUACCGUAUGUAUUAUAUGUUUCUGCCUGGGGCGAACAGCCCUGGAUUGCCAUACUAAUCCAGGCCUUCUCCGUGACCCAAAAACGAAACAGAAGCAUUUACUAUUCGCCCAAGAAUCGUAUUGUCGACGAAAUCAUCGAGGAUGUGGCCCGCGAGGUAAAGGCCAUGGAAACCAAAGGCUUCACCUCAGCGGACAAAUUGGAGAGCGCCCUCAUUGAGCAGUCUGCCUUCGUGGGCAUUGAGUUCGAAGACUCGUUUCACCAGAUUACCUCAAUGCCGGACAAGGUGUCGGUGGCCGUGCGCUACCCAUCGCAACUACGCGCCACACCGAAGCUGCGCUGGGAUGGAAGGAUAUACUACAAGAACAUGUAUCUGGGCACCGAUUACUAUCUGGCCGAGAGUUUCCUGAUGGUUCAGGUCAAGCUGAGCGAGGCCUUGAUUAGGGCAAAGAGAGAGAACGCAGUCCUGCCGGAAGUGCAACUGAAAUACUUUCCCGAGGCCAAACGCAUGGAGGGCACAUUUAAAGAGUCGCGGGUGGCUCUGUGCGGGUUCCUCUUUUUGCCCUUUGCCAUAUCAUCGGCAUAUCUGGCACAGGUAAUCAUUGAGGACAAGCAGAUGUGGGCCAUGAUGCGGGUGCGAGGAUGGGUGCACUGGCUCUCUUGGUUCAUUGUGGCCUUUCUCCUCUUCUUGGUGUCAACCAUAUUUCUGGUGGGCCUGCUGAAGUGGCGCUUCUAUCGGAUGAGCAACGUGUUCUUGGUCCUGGUCUUCUUCUGCGUUUACAUUAUGGAGCUGCUGUCCUCGGCCCUCAUGAUCGCCGCCAUAUUCUCGGACAGCAUCGGUGUUCAGUUGACCAUCCUGUUUCUCCACAUGAUUAGCUGGCUGCCCUGGCGGCUCAUGGUCUUGGGUUACCAAGCCACCUCCAACCGUACCUAUCUCGCGUGCCUGUUCCUAAACAGCGCGCUGGCCUUGGGCCUAGAGAAGUUCAUUGAGCACGAGAACCUCUUCAUGGGCAUGCAGUGGAAUAUGGUAUUCAAGAGGACCGAUCCCAACAACACCAUAAGUUUGGGCAUCAUAAUGAUUACCAUGAUGCUGGGCACGGUCCUGCGCAUACUCAUGCUUUGGUAUGUGGAGGAACUGAAGGGUGCAAAGUCCAAAAAGUGGUACUUUCCAUUUCAAUCCUUGUUCUGCUCGCGGAAGGCUCGAAAUAGGGUCAAUGAUGUGGAGCAGCAGGAAUUUCAGGAGAACCAGGAUCAUGAGCCAUUGUCUAACAGGAACCGUAACAUCAUGGUCCAGACCACCAAUCUGGAGAAAACCUACAAUGGCCACAAGGUUAUCCGUAAUAUUAGCUUGAACUUCUAUCAGGAUGAAAUCACCGUGUUUCUGGGUCACAAUGAUUCCGGAAAGACUACAACUUUUCGGAUGCUGGCCGGGAUUGAACAGCCCGACGCAGGUGACAUUACCAUCAAUGGGUACGACCUGGCCACCCAGGAGCGCAAGGCGCUUCGAUCGCUUAGUUUGUGUCCGCAGAUGAACAUGUUCUUCGACAAGCUGAAGGUCAGGUGGCACAUCAAGUUCUAUUGCCGGCUGCAGGGAAUGAAUCAGAAGGAGGCUUCUGCCGAGGCGGAUAAAUAUCUGGAGAUCGCUCACAUGGAGGAGUUUGCCAGCAAGACGGUCAACGUUUUGUCCAACGGAUUCAAGCGAAUGUUGGCGCUAUGCUGCACCCUGUGCGGCAACUCGAUGGUUGUUCUCUUGGAUGAGCCCGGCACCGGUAUGGAUCCGCUGAUGCGUCGCGGAAUGUGGGACCUGCUGCGAAAGGAACGAAAGGGACGCUGCAUCAUAAUGUCCACCCACAACAUGCUGGAGGCCGAGGUGGUGGCGGAUCGAAUCGUGAUCAUGUGCGGUGGCGAGGUGAACGGCUACGGUACCACCAGCUUUCUCACCCAGAUCGCGGACUCGGGUGCUGCGUACAUUCUGAUCUGUACCAAAAAGGACACCUGCUUGGUGGCGGAGGUGACGCAUUUUCUGCAAAUCCGCUUUCCGGACAUCGAGCUGGUUCAGGAGUACGGCAUUUAUGUGACCUACAGACUACCAGCCAAGGAUGUGCGGCAAUAUUCGCAGUUGUUCCUCGAGUUGGAGGAGGCUAUAGAUAAUCUAAUGCUCAAGGAGUUUAGUGUGAGAGCCCCCACGCUGGGUGACCUCUUCCUGCGGAUUGGUGUGGAGUUGAAGAGCACGCGGGACACUGUUGUCGAAAUGGAAGGAGAAACGCGAGCCUUGCCCAUGUGGUCGCUGAUCGAUCUCCUGCCCAGCUUUGAGGUGCGGGAGGACAAUGACCGCGUUAAAUGCUGCAAUCAGUGGCUGGCCAUCAUGGAACGUAAAAUUAUCUUUAUGUGCCGACACCGGUGUCUCUUUCUCCUCAUCAUCCUGAUGCCCAUCUUCAUCGCCUCGCUGCAUAUCAUAUUUGAGCUCUUCCAAUUGUGGAUAGACAAAACUACUCGAGAGAUUAAAAUCACCGACAUAUCCCAUUCCACUGCGACCUUGGUGCUUGAGUCAAAGGAAGACGAUGCCAUAUCAGAGUUUUAUACGCGGAAUGCUAUGCUGCACGGCGUCAGUACUCAGAGCACAGAGGGCGUUCCCUUUGGUGACUAUAUCCUGGAACGCAUAAAGAAGGAUGAGAUGAAUUACUAUCGAACAAUUGCGGCAGGCGCUACAAUCGAUCAAGUUAACAGGUCCAUUGUCGCCUGGGCGAAUCAGAAGUUGGAGCACGGCUCCGCCCUGGCCUUGGGCCUGGUGUACGAGUCCCUGGCUUUGGCAUUGGCACAGCUGAAAAUCGAAAUUGUGAACAAACCGCGCGAGAAUACUAUAAAAGAGGCAGUGCGGGCACUAAGCCUGACCACCUACAUGGACUUCUCAUUCACUGCGAUGCUUUACCUCGUCGUCGUCACGGCCAUAUUCGCUGUGACGCUGGUGACGGAGCGACAGACGAGCCUGCAGCACCAACAGAUAGCCAGCGGCAUGAACCGGAUCACCUACUGGUUGUCGCACCUGUUCUGGGACUACUGCCUAUAUAUCACCAUGAUCCCCACGCUAAUCAUAAUCGCAGCAAUUGCUCAGGGCUCAAUUGGUCCCAUAACGGUCUUACUGCUCAUCUUUGGCUUUUCGGUCAUUUCGUUCACCUACAUGUUUUGCCUUAUCUCCAAUGAUUUGGGGAAGAUGUUCAGCAUAAUGAUGUACGUGAACAUGAUAGGCGUCUUGUCCUUCUUUAUUCAUCCCCUACGAUAUCAAGACCGCUACAAAAUCUUUGAAGACAUACUCAGGGUUCACCCGCACUAUGCGUUAUUUAACGGCGUUCAAGAUACCGUCUACAAAGAAGGCACUCUGACUGUCUACCAUAGUUUGAAAAUGACAGGAUUCUCAUUGAAGGAACAGAAAAGAGAUAAUUACAAUAUGGUGGAGAUUAAGUACAUGGUUAUAAGCGGAAUGGUGUAUCUUAUGAUGGUCCUUAUGUCGUGGAUUCCACGUCGGCUCAAUUACCUUUUCAAGUCGAUUAAGAACGAAAAAAUACAACCAGCCCUCGACGAAGAGGAUGCAGAAGUGAACCUAAUGCGACAGAGGUUGGAGAUAAUCACCACGAAGAACUACAAGAGCUAUCCCCUUAUCAUGAAGAAUGUGUCCAAACGCUAUGGGGAUGUUGUAGCAGUUCGCGCUCUAACGCUCAACAUAAACCCGUACGAGUGUGUCUGCUUGUUGGGUCGGAAUGGUGCUGGAAAGUCCAGUACCUUCUACAUGGUCAUGGGCAAGAGAUCACUUACCGCGGGCACUCUUCAUAUUAAGGGCUUCAGCAUCAAGAAACGUUCCAAGCAGGGCCUAAAGCACGUGGGCUUCUGCCCGCACGAGGAAAUGCUGACACCGUACAUGACUGGCUGGGAAACUCUGCGUUUCUUUUGCCUGAUCAACGGCAUUCGGCAGAGUCACAUCCCAAUGGUGGUCAGGGCAUUGGUCGAAAGCUUCAGUCUAGGCACGAACAUGGACAAGCCGAUCAGAACAUAUAGCAAUGGCACCAAGCGGAAGCUGAUGAUAGCUGUGGCCGCUCUGGCGCCGACGCUGCUUUGCCUAGAUGAGCCCACCGCCGGAGUGGACAUGUAUGCCAAGUACGAAAUCUGGGACAUUUUGGACAGCAUGCGGCAAGGGGGUCGUGCCAUUUUGCUAACCACGCACAGCAUGGAGGAGUGCGAGAUACUGGGCUCCACUUUGGGAAUCCUGGACCGUGGAACGCUUCUCUGCUACGGAAACUUGGCCCGCCUUAGGUCCCGCUUCGACAAGGGGAUCUUUGUUAGAAUUAAGGUGGGCACUAGGACGGAACUCAAUAUAUUGAGGGAGGAGGGUCUUCGAUUUGCCAAUAGGUACAACAACUCUCGAACAACUCUUGGCUCCCUGAAGUUAUCUAUUCAUACAGUCUCUAUGCAUGAUUAUGAAAUGCACACGGAUCACUCGACGAGCUCUGAAGCGGACAUUCGUGAUGAUUACGAGGGUCUGUUGAAGGUCGUGGAGGAGUGGUUCUUGGAGGACCAUCCAUACAGUGUCGUAACUGAAAAGUUCUCCUUUCGAGGAAUGAUUACCUUUGUCAUACCCAAGGAAAAUAUACGAUGGUCGAAAAUUUUUGGCUAUAUGGAAGGAGUCAAAAAUCAGCUGCAGAUAAUGCACUAUUCAAUCAGCCAUACAACGCUCGAGGACGUGUUCUCGGACUUCGUGAGGGAGCACAAUAAAUAGGGCAUAAAUGAAUCACAGUGCCAGAGAGCCCUCUCUUAUCGUUCAACUAUAUAUAGUUACUAACUAGAUGGAUUUGGAUGGCUAUCUAUGAAAGCUUCUGCCGUGAAAUGCUAACGAAUUGAUUAAUUUAUCGCUUGGCGUUGCGGAAUUGCCAGAGAAAUGAGAGUAAAUAAACCAAGCCGACUAAUGCCGACUCAUCAUGAUCAACAACAACAACCGGUAUUGAGAGAUUUGGACAUUUUUGGACCCUAAUUAAUACAUAUGUAUUUUGUAUUGUAUGUUUACAAAAUUUUGUAAGUGGAGAGGAGAACAGACUUGUAAUGCUAUAUAUAAAUAUUAAAGCAUAUUAGAAAGGGCAACCCAAAGUCGCCUAAACUCGA
Molecule: messenger RNA, 5384 nt
Organism: Drosophila kikkawai
Lineage: Eukaryota; Metazoa; Arthropoda; Insecta; Diptera; Drosophilidae
Source: RefSeq, a predicted model, not a curated record